CCCCAUUGCCUGGAGGUCUCCAGAGCAGCCAAUCAGCAGCCCCGCGGCUCCCGUUCCAAAGCCCUCGCCCGCCCGCCGGGACUCCAUCUCCCCAGCCCGGGUGGAGGCGCGUCCUGGGGGAUGGGGGGCGCAGCCCUCCUGCUCCUGCUCGCGGGGGCCGCGGCCCCGAGGGAGACCCGGGCGGGCCCCCACUCCAUGAGGGUUUUCCACACCGCGAUGUCCCGGCCCGGCCUCGGGGAGCCCCGCUUCAUCUCGGUGGGCUACGUGGACGACACGCUGUUCGGGCGGUUCGACAGCGACUCCCCGGACCAGAGAGUGGAGCCCCGGGCGCACUGGGCGGAGCAGGUGGAGCAGGAGGAGUGGGACCGGGAGACACAGAUCGCAAGGGAGCGCACACUGUGGUACCGCGUGCAGCUGGACUCCCUGCGCGGCCUCUACAACAAGAGUGAGACCGGGUCUCACACCUUCCAGGAGAUGUUUGGCUGCGAGGUGGGGCCCGACGGCUGCCUCCUCCGUGUGUAUGAGCAGUUCGCCUAUGACGGUGCUGAUUAUAUCGCCCUGAACGAGGACCUGAGCUCCUGGGCCGCAGUGGACAUGGCAGCUCAGACCACCUGGAGCCAGUGGGAGGCCCAGGGCAUGGCAAAUCACAUCAGGAACUAUGUGAAGGGCAGGUGCUUGAGGUGGCUGCACAGAUUCCUGGAGUACGGGAAGGAGACUCUGCAGCGCACGGAUCCCCCAAAGACACACAUGACCCACCACCCCACCUCUGAGCAUGAGGUCACCCUGAGGUGCUGGGCCCUGGGCUUCUACCCUGCGGACAUCACCCUAGCUUGGCAGCGAGAUGGGGAGGACCUGACCCAGGAGAUGGAGCUGGUGGAGACCAGGCCUGGGGGAGAUGGAACCUUUCAGAUGUGGGCGGCGGUGGUGGUGCCUUCUGGAGAGGAGCAGAGAUACAUAUGCCAUGUGCAGCAUGAAGGUCUGCUGGAGCCCCAAGUCCUGAGAUGGGUGCCUCCUCAGUCCUCCAUCCCCACUGCGGGCAUCAUUGCUGGCCUGGUUCUCCUUGGAGCUCUGCUCACUGGAACUGCGGUGGCUGCAGCUGUGAUGUGGAGGAAGAAAGACUCAGGAGGACAAGGAGGAAGCUACACUCAGGCUGCAGGCAGCGACAGUGCCCAGGGCUCUGAUGUGUCUCUCAGCCCCUAAGGAUCUUUUACAAUGAACCUGAUGAGGCUCCUGUUAUGCACACCCUGGGCAGCAGGGUGAUGGUGUCACUGUUGUUCUUAACUGUGAUAUUGAGCAUUUGUUCAUAUUUUUACUUUUCUAUGACUACAGUUGCUGUUUGUGUGGAAGUUUUGUACAUUUUUACAAAUGAGUUGCCAUUCAUUUAUUACACUAUUUUUGUCCUUAUUAAAAUUGGGUUAUUUCUUUCUGAUCAUUGAGUUUUAGGCAUUAUUUGUAGAUACAGUCCUUUAUCAGAUUCGUGAUUUGCAAAUGUUUCCCCGCAUCUGUGACCUGAACUCCUUUACUGAUGGGAAAACAAACACUAUCGCCCAGACAGGAGCAUGGAGAUACAUAUAUCUCCAAUAUAUAUGUAUUAGAAGAUAAAAGAUAAAUUGCUAACUGGUUUUGAGCAGACAUUGGCUGACUGGGGUGUUGGGGGUAGAGGGGAAUGACUGAUGAGUAUCCUUGAGUGUUAUUUAAAUGUUCUUGUAUGAGCAUGAAAUAUGCUUUCUAAAGUAAAUUACACUUCAUUCCUCAACUUAUAAAACUCUUCACACAUCAUGUCCAAAUCAUGUGUGAAGACCAGACUGACACGUCGACUACAAGUGAUGGACCUGCAUGUCACAGUCACAAAGUCAUGGUUUCUCUCAGGGUUCACUCUGGUGUUGUCCAUUCUUGGGGUGUUGGACAAAUGUAUAAUGACCUGUGUCCAUCAUGAGAAUAUCAUACAGAGUAUUUUCACUGCCCAUAAUGCCUUCUGUGCUCCAAGGAAGCAAAAGCAAAAAGAAACCAAUGGAAUCACAUCAGAAAAAAGCUUCUACAUAGUGAAGGAAACUAUCGUUAAAAUGAAAAGACAAUAUCAAAUCGGAGAAACUAUUUGCACAUCAUCAAUCCAACAAGGAGUUAAUAUCCAAAAUCUACGAAGAACUCCAAAACAAGAAAACAAGUCAAAACAGGGGCAGAGGAGCUAAAUAUAUACUUUUUCUAAAGAAGACACACACGUGGCCAAUAGGUACAUGGAUAAAUGCUGGUCAUGUGCUGUCAGGAAAAUGCCAAUUGAAACCAUAAUGAGUUACCACCUCACACUGUGAGAAUGGCCCAUUGAAGGGUGUGGAGGAAAAGGAACUCUGGCACAUGGUGGGUGGGAAUGAUGUCUCCUCUUGUUAGUGGGCAGAAUGAGGGGUUCCCUGGGCCCUCAAAACUGCACAUUCUACAUGGGAUCUGCCAUCAGCUGCAUAAAGACAAAACUACUCUAAAGUGUAAGAUCGUCAAUAGAAAAGCACUUUAAUACAAUUAGUAUAAAAUAAAAAAUCAGUGUGCAAUAGAGAGAGAGAAGAGAAAGAAUAUAGUUAGAAUAGUUCCCAAGUGAAGCACUCAAAGUUACCCAUCCCCCUCAUGGGUAAAUGCCCAGCCAAACAGGCUUGGCCCAAAGCAGGCCCAUUGGGGCCUGAACGCCUGCCACAAGGCUGAGGCACCUACUGGUAGAGACCCAUGGGAAAGGGGCAGGAAGGGCCAGGUGAGUCUGGAAGGACAAGAACAAAAUCAAAAUCCACAUCAAGAUAACAGCUGCCAUUGUCAGCCUCCUGAUGGGUCUCUCAUUCACAUUUUUGUCUCUUUCACAUGUUUCUUUCCAUGUCCCCAACUCCCUGGCACAAGUCCAAGUGAGAAGCAAGUGUGGUUUCUUCUUAACAUGUCUCUUUGCUCCAUGCUCCCCCUCCAGUCUCCUUUCCUCAUCUUACUCCACAUCUUCCUCCUCUUCCUUAGCUUCUCAUCACUGCUCAGAUCCACCUUUCCUUGGGCGGGGCGGUAACCUGGAACCUCUCUUUUCAAUGGAUAGCAGAUUGGUCCUGCCCCUAUAGAAAAAAAAAAAAAUGAAGAUUCCUCAAAAUAGACCUGUCACAUGGUCAGGCAUCCCAUUCCUUGGUAUUUACCCAAAGAAGGUAAAAACACUAAUUCCAAGGAAUAUGCACCUCCUAUGGUCACUGCAGCACUGUCUACCAUAACCAAGCAAUGAAGACAACCUACGUGCCCAGCGGUAGGUGAAGGGAUAAAGAAUACAAGCUAUAUACACAAUGGAAUACUACUCGGCCGUGAAAAAGAUGAAAUAUUAGAUUUGCAACAACAUGGAUAGAUAUGGAUGGGAUGAUACUAAGUGAAAUAAGUUUGAAGGGGAAAGUUAAAUACUGGAUGAUUUCAUAUUUGUAAUAUAAAGAAACAAAGCAGGGACAGAUGAAACUAAACCAAAACAUACUCUAUAUAUAUGACUGCAGAAUGGAAGCUAUGGGCUGGGGUAAGAGUAGGAAACAAAGUAGGAAGAGGGUCCAAUGGACUAUGGUUAAGACUGUGGGUGCCGUUAGGGUGGGUGUGAUGUAACAAACAUCUGAAGAGGUGUGACCCUUGCCUCUGAACACAUGCAGUGUUGUAAACCAAUGCUAACCUCAGUUGAAUAAUACAAUGAAGGUAAAAAGAAAAAAAAGUAAACUGUCUCCUCCAUCAGUCACUGACCUCAGGACUUUGCCUUCGCCUCCUCACUGUCAUGCAGGCUGAGAGGCUGGUUUCCCAUAAGGUCAGAGGCAGGAGGUGCAGGGACUCCUGGGGCUGCUGAGAAACUGCUGAGUAGAGACACUGCAGAGAGGGCGACUCUGAGGGGACCAGAGACAGAGGGUCAGAGUAGCCCCAGUGCUGAGUGAGGGUCUGGUUCUCAAGGAGAGGGGAGUGUGUGUGUGUGUGUGUGUGUGUGUGUGUGUGUAACAGGAAUGACAGGAUACACAACAUAAGAUGAUGGGAAAUCAAAUAACAUCAAGCUCCAGAAUAAAUUAAUUCAAAUUGCACACAGAGUAGAGAGUGUCAGAACAACACCUCUAUAAAUGCAGUUCCAUGGAGAAGCAGCUUCUGAGCAGGACUGAAAAAGCACUAGACCUGAGGAAGUGGAGGAGGUUGAGAAAUAUCUCAUAGUUGGCUUGAGGUAUAGAGAGCUGGGCAGGAC
This is a messenger RNA of Talpa occidentalis (Iberian mole), 4204 nucleotides long. RefSeq names its product class I histocompatibility antigen, Gogo-OKO alpha chain-like. The record is from RefSeq and is a predicted model, not a curated record. Gene Ontology annotation, cellular component: external side of plasma membrane. Gene Ontology annotation, biological process: antigen processing and presentation of endogenous peptide antigen via MHC class Ib; antigen processing and presentation of endogenous peptide antigen via MHC class I via ER pathway, TAP-independent; immune response. The transcript has 7 exons. Gene Ontology annotation, molecular function: peptide antigen binding; signaling receptor binding. The coding region runs from base 121 to 1200 and encodes 359 amino acids. Lineage: Eukaryota; Metazoa; Chordata; Mammalia; Eulipotyphla; Talpidae.